CUCUUAUCAAAGGUUUAGCCUUGUCACGCUCGGGGAUAGGGUUGUACUUUACUCCUGCGACGAAGUAGUUACAACCCUAUUCGGCAAAACCUUAUUCCCGAAUUGGCAGAAACUCAAACCUGCCUGUCCUAGAUCUUGCCAACCAAUUCCAAGACGGAUGAGUGUCCGUGCCCAAAAUGGUGGUGACCGAAUGAGGACAGUUUGGACUCCUGAAAUGGAUCAAUAUUUCAUCGACCUGAUGUUGGAGCAGCUCAGCAAAGGAAACAGGUUUGAUGAUCCUUUGUUUAGUAAACGAGCAUGGAAACAGAUGACAUCAUUGUUUAGUGCUAAAUUCAAAUUUCAGUACCGUAAAGAUGUUCUGAAAAAUCGCUACAAAACCCUUAGAAGUCUUUACAAGGCUAUAAAGAGUCUCCUUGAACAGAAGGGUUUUAGCUGGGAUGAAAUGAGACAAAUGGUGACAGCCGAUAAUAAUGUUUGGGAGGAGUAUAUUAAGGUACACCCAGAUGCACGCACAUACAGAAUAAAGACAGUCCCUUAUUAUAAUGAUCUGUGUUUGAUAUACGGCAAUAAAACUAUUGAACAGAAAGGUGAUAACUUGCCAGAUUCAUCAUCACAUUUGAGUGAGAAGGAAAUAGUUAUGGUUACUCCACUAAGUAGUGCUGUUGAAGAUGUGAAUGCUAUUGAUGAAAUUAUGCUAAAUGAAGAUAACAAGAUCUCUAUGCCAAAAGGAGUUGUGGAUGAUACACCACAGGCCAAGCCAAAUGUAACAGGAACCACAGUGGGAAGUCGUUCUAGGACUUAUUGGCAACCACCGAUGGACCGUUACUUCAUUGAUCUUAUGCUAGACCAAGUGCAAAAAGGGAACCGGAUUGAUGGUGUUUUUCGCAAGGAAGCAUGGAUUGAGAUGAUUGCAUCAUUCAAUGCUAAGUUUGGUUUCAGCUACGACAUGGAAAUUCUAAAGAAUCGCUAUAAAACACUGAGAAGGCAGUAUAAUGUUAUAAAGAAUCUUCUAGACCUGAAUGGGUUUGUCUGGGAUGAUGCUCGUCAAAUGGUCACUGCUGAUGAUUAUGUGUGGCAAGACUAUGUCAAGACACAUACAGAUGCGCGACAAUUUAUGACCCGACCUGUUCCCUACUUUAAAGAUCUCUGUGUGAUAUGUGGUGACUCAAGUCUUGAUGAAAGUGAUUGCUUCUCCAUUCAAGAGAUAGAGAUGCAAAAAGAAGUUCACGAGGUGAAGUUUCUUGGAGGACCAAAUGACUCCCAAUCUCCCGUGGCAUCAAAUUCUUGUGAAGAUGAAGUUGGUUAUUUUCUAGAGUCAGCCCAUGCCGGUUCAAAAUCUGUUGUAUCUAGUAGUAAGAAGAAACGCCAAUUUGAGAACUGGUCAAACUCUGCAUGUAUUAAAAAAUUAAGAUGCAAACAUGAGGGCAUGUGUGAUACUCCACAUGAGAUAGUUUCUUUAUCGGAUAGUAAGAAUGGUGAUGAGAAUUCAAACAUCGUACCCAUAGAGAAUGUUAUUGCAGCCGUCCAGGCAUUACCAGACAUGGAUGAAGACCUUGUAUUAGAUGCCUGUGAUUUCCUUGAGGAUGAAGUGAAAGCCAAAACAUUUAUGGCCCUGGAUGUUAAAUUCCGAAAGAAAUGGUUGCUAAGGAAGCUUCGUCCUCAGUUAUAGGUUUGUCUAGUUUUUAAUUUUUUUUUUUUUUUUUGUGUAGAUUUA
Pistacia vera is the source of this 1714-nucleotide messenger RNA. RefSeq names its product L10-interacting MYB domain-containing protein. The transcript has 5 exons. Lineage: Eukaryota; Viridiplantae; Streptophyta; Magnoliopsida; Sapindales; Anacardiaceae. The record is from RefSeq and is a predicted model, not a curated record. The coding region runs from base 158 to 1669 and encodes 503 amino acids.